AUGAAGUGCCUUUUGGUUUUGGUUGAACAAAAUAAAAUAAUCUAUACACUCAGAGAAAUAGCCGAUCUCAAUACUCAGGUGAUCAAGAUUUCUGAUUAGGUUGUAAUGGUCCUUGUUUAUAUUUGGAAUCACCAGAAAAAAUGA
Messenger RNA from Paramecium octaurelia, 144 nucleotides. Lineage: Eukaryota; Ciliophora; Oligohymenophorea; Peniculida; Parameciidae. The record is from the annotation of a GenBank genome assembly.